AUGACCACCCAUAGCGCUUAUGAAGCCCAGCAGGGCCUCCUCAACGAUGCGUAUCGCUUCGUGUCCAACAUCCAGAAGGGCUCCUUCGGAAAGGUGACCCUAGCUGAUGACGUCAGGACAGGAACCAAGGUCGCAUUGAAGGCCAUGCUCAAGUCUAGCAAAGAGGUGGCCAGAAUGGCCCGCCACGAAACCGCCAUUCUCAAGCUGUUGGGAACGGAGAACCCCUACAUCUGCCAGCUCGUGGACCACUUUGAAACCGACGAGUACAUUGUUUUGGUGCUCGAGUACUGCGAGAACGGCGAUAUGUACGAUGUGAUCCACGCCGAGCUGGCGUCCCACCCGCGUGCCGUGGACGUAUGGAAGUUGGCCAGGGAAAUGUACCUGGGCUUGUCCUACGCCCACUCCAAGGGCAUCUACCACCGGGACUUGAAGCCGGAGAACAUCUUGUUUACCCUGGACGGAUCCGUCAAGAUCUGUGACUGGGGGUUGGCUUCACGUUCUCGUCUUCUGAGCGACUUCAACGUCGGCACAGAGAAGUACAUGGCGCCUGAGUGCUUUGCCAACAGUGCUCUCGCAGAGUCGUCCUACAAGAUCGACUGUCGCUACACAGACUACUGGUCCUUUGGCGUGACGCUUUUGACGGCUGUGUUCGGCACGAGUCCCUUCAAGCCUGUUCGUGCAAACGACGACGUCUGGGGCUCGGCUGACACUUUCCGUCGCAAGAACAAGUCAGUUAAGAAGUCGUUAGAGAGUGACUUCAACUUUAAGAACUUCGUGUUGUACAACAAACCCGAGGUGUUGUACGACAUUUACCCGUCGAUGAACGAGAACUGCUUUCGAAUCUUCACCCGCCUCUUGAAGGUGGGUGGUGUUGACGAAGAUAUUGAUAGCUACGUGCGCAAGAUCGAGCGCAGAGACCUCGAAGCUUUUAUUAAUGAUCUUGAGGAGAAUUGGAAGUAUGGCUUGACCGUGUGGGAGGAAGACGAGCUUUAUGACCUCGAAGACGAUGGCAUAGAGGACCUCUUUGAUAUGGAUGGCUUCACCAAUUCUACCAAGAGAACGGAGUACAAUGAGGAAGAAGAGGAGAUCGAAGAGAAGGAUACUAAGGCCAGCGAGACCUACAUGAGCACCCAGGCGGUGGCUGCGGUCGAGGUUCCGCUGGUCAAGCAGCAUAGCAUUCCUGUGCCGUCGCUCGUGGAGUCGACGUACCAGCCCAAGCUGUGGUACGACUUGGAGGAUGAGCUAGACGACACUGAGUUCAACAAGUUGUUUUCCAGCUUGAGCACUAAGAGCGUGACUCCAAUGCCAAUCGAAGAGAGCAACAAGGCAGUGGAUGAGGAUGGCAGGAACAUUCGCAUAGUGGAGAAGGAGGUGAUGGUAUAA
This is a messenger RNA of Candidozyma duobushaemuli, 1383 nucleotides long. RefSeq lists its product as uncharacterized. The transcript has a single exon. The coding region runs from base 1 to 1383 and encodes 460 amino acids. Gene Ontology annotation, biological process: protein autophosphorylation; autophagosome organization; peptidyl-serine phosphorylation. The record is from RefSeq and is a predicted model, not a curated record. Gene Ontology annotation, cellular component: cytoplasm; autophagosome. NCBI's taxonomy places the organism in Eukaryota, Fungi, Ascomycota, Pichiomycetes, Serinales, Metschnikowiaceae. Gene Ontology annotation, molecular function: protein serine/threonine kinase activity; ATP binding.